Penaeus chinensis is the source of this 1517-nucleotide messenger RNA. Its product is annotated as actin-2, muscle-specific-like. Lineage: Eukaryota; Metazoa; Arthropoda; Malacostraca; Decapoda; Penaeidae. Gene Ontology annotation, biological process: skeletal muscle thin filament assembly. The coding region runs from base 333 to 1463 and encodes 376 amino acids. The record is from RefSeq and is a predicted model, not a curated record. The transcript has 3 exons. Gene Ontology annotation, cellular component: striated muscle thin filament; actin filament; stress fiber.
CACCUUGCACCUGCAGGUCGCGGUGAUGCUACACUGGUAAGGCAGACGUGUUGCAGACACGUUGCAGACGCGGUGGAUUCUCGCAGAUUCAUGAUGAGUAUCUGUCCCCGGAGUUGGAUCUGUGUCGGAGCGGGUGGAGAAGGAACCUGGACAUGAGAGGAAAGGACUCUUGGCGCGAUCCCACCGCCUCGCCAGUACAUAUAUCGGGUACCGUAUAAAAGGGCAGGUGCAAUCCCGCUCUCAUUUAGUCGUCCCCAGACUCGGCCGCGCCGGGGAGUGAGUAGCCUGUUGAGUGCUGGUUGCCAUUAGCUUGACGGACAGGAAGUGCAACCAUGUGUGACGACGAGACUUGUCCCAUUGUGUGCGACAAUGGCUCCGGCAUGUGCAAGGCUGGCUUCGCCGGAGACGACGCCCCUCGUGCCGUCUUCCCCUCCAUCGUGGGCCGCCCUCGCCAUCAGGGUGUGAUGGUCGGUAUGGGUCAGAAGGACGCCUACGUCGGAGAUGAAGCUCAGGCUAAACGUGGUAUCCUUACCCUCAAAUAUCCUGUUGAACACGGCAUCAUCACCAACUGGGACGACAUGGAGAAGGUUUGGCAUCACACCUUCUAUAACGAACUCCGCAUCGCCCCCGAGGAGUCCCCCACCCUUCUCACGGAGGCUCCUCUCAACCCCAAGGCUAACCGCGAAAAGAUGACUCAAAUCAUGUUUGAAACUUUUGGUAUGCCCGCAAUGUACGUCGCUAUCCAAGCUGUCAUGUCGCUUUAUGCUUCCGGCCGCACCACCGGUAUGGUGUGUGACUCUGGCGAUGGUGUGAGCCAUCACGUCCCGGUCUUCGAAGGCUAUGCCCUCCCUCACGCCAUGCUUCGUCUCGACCUGGCCGGCCGUGACCUGACACUGUACCUGAUGAAGAUCAUGACUGAGCGUGGAUACUCCUUCACCACCAGCGCCGAACGUGAAAUCGUGCGUGACAUCAAGGAGAAGCUUUGUUACAUCGCCCUCGACUUCGAGAACGAAAUGAGUGUCGCUGCCGCUUCCUCCUCCUUGGACAAGUCAUUCGAGCUUCCAGAUGGACAGAUUAUCACAAUCGGUAAUGAGCGGUUCCGUGCCCCUGAGGCCCUGUUCCAGCCAUCCUUCCUCGGCAUGGAAUGCGCUGGAAUCCACGAAACCGUAUACACUGGCAUCAUGAGAUGCGACAUCGACAUUAGGAAGGACCUGUUUGCCAACAUCGUCAUGUCUGGAGGCACCACCAUGUACCCUGGUAUCGCUGACCGCAUGCAAAAGGAACUCGGUAACCUGGCGCCCCCCACCAUCAAGAUCAAGAUCAUUGCUCCUCCUGAGCGUAAAUAUUCCGUCUGGAUCGGCGGUUCCAUCCUGGCCUCUCUGUCCACCUUCCAGGCCAUGUGGGUCACCAAAGAGGAAUAUGACGAGUCCGGCCCCGGCAUCGUCCAUCGCAAAUGUUUCUAAAUGUAUAUAACAUAGGAAUCAAAGCUAUUUUUGUAAAAUAAAAGUUUAAAAUGU